AGGAGCAUCAGGAGCAAGAUCGCAGCGCUGGUGCCAAGGCCAGGCAGAUGCCGCCUCCUCUGCCCAGGGUUUCUCUGGCCGCCGCUUGCUGCCUCUUGGUGCUCCAGGUGGACGCCUACUUCGGCCUGACUGGGAAAGAAGCAUUAACUCAGUUUCCUCUGCUGGGGCCUUCAACAAACUCUGCCCACUGGAAGGCUCACUUGAAGCAAUGUGACCUGCUCCGACUAUCCCGAAAACAGAAAAGGCUUUGCCGGAGGGAACCAGGACUGGCCGAGACCUUGCGAGAUGCCAUCCGGCUUGGAGUCCUUGAGUGCCAGUAUCAGUUUCGCAACGAGCGCUGGAACUGCAGUCUAGAUGGGAGGGCUGACCUCCUGAAGCGAGGUUUCAAGGAAACAGCCUUUCUGUAUGCAGUGUCUUCAGCAGCGCUAACUCACUCCCUUGCUCGGGCCUGCAGUGCAGGGCGCAUGGAGCGCUGCACCUGUGACGACUCCCCAGACUUGGAGAACCGCAAGGCCUGGCAAUGGGGUGUGUGUGGAGACAACCUCAAGUACAGCACGAGGUUCCUGAAGAACUUUUUGGGCCAGAAGAAAGUUGGGAAAGACCUGCGGGCCAAAGUGGACAUCCACAAUACUAAUGUGGGCAUCAAGGCGGUGAAAAAUGGCCUCAAGACCACUUGCAAGUGCCAUGGUGUCUCUGGCUCAUGUGCUGUGAGAACCUGCUGGAAGCAGCUAUCUCCGUUCCAUGAGACAGGGAAGCUCCUCAAGUUACGCUACGAUGGUGCUGUCAAGGUCUUCAGUGCCACCAAUGAUGCUGUGGGCCACUCGGAACUGGUGGCCCCCCAGCACCACGGCCAUUUGGCCAAAGGUCCCACCCCUCCCCGCCCCACUGACUUGGUUUACAUGGAAGACUCUCCCAGUUUCUGCCGGCCCAGCAGGUAUUCAGUGGGCACUGCAGGAAGGACGUGUUCCCGCGAGGCCAACUGUGACAGUAUGUGCUGUGGUCGGGGCUACAACAUCCAGACUCGCAUGGUGACCUUCUCCUGCCAUUGCCAGGUGCAGUGGUGCUGCUAUGUUGAAUGUCAACAGUGCAUGCAGGAAGAGGUGGUUUACACUUGCAAGCAGUAA
Messenger RNA from Sceloporus undulatus (fence lizard), 1124 nucleotides. It is a transcript of the gene WNT9B, whose product is annotated as Wnt family member 9B. Gene Ontology annotation, biological process: canonical Wnt signaling pathway; neuron differentiation; multicellular organism development. Gene Ontology annotation, molecular function: frizzled binding; cytokine activity. The record is from RefSeq and is a predicted model, not a curated record. Gene Ontology annotation, cellular component: extracellular region. Lineage: Eukaryota; Metazoa; Chordata; Lepidosauria; Squamata; Phrynosomatidae.